GCGCACACCGGCGACAAAGUUAACUCCUGAACUUCGUAGUCAGGAGAAUUGAGAUUUAUAAAAUAACAGGAUAAACAGCACCGGGCUAACAUGGCGUUCCGCCGAAGGAACAAGAGCUACCCUUUCUUCAGCCAGGAGUUCCUCAUUCAAAACCACGCCGACAUCGUCUUCAGCCUGGUGAUUUUCAUUUUGAUUGGACUGAUGUUUGAGGCAACAGCCAAGUCGGCCAUACUGUUCAUUCAGCCUCAGUACAAUGUCACCACACUAUCAGCAGAGGGAGAGGUGACGUUUUACCAUUACGGCUGGAAAGACUGCGCCACCAUCCUCUUUUAUUUCUUCAUCGCUAUCAUCCUGCAUGCAGUAGUGCAGGAGUAUCUUCUUGAUAAAGUGAACCGGCGUCUCCACCUCUCUAAGAGCAAGAACACAAAGUUUAACGAGUCGGGCCAGCUGUGUGUGUUUCACUUGGUGUCCAGCGUGUGGAGUUUUUACAUCCUCAUUACAGAAGGAUAUAUCCUGCACCCCAGCAGCCUCUGGGAGAACUAUCCUCAUGUACACCUCAGGUUUCAGGUGAAGUUUUUCUACCUCACUCAGCUGGCCUACUGGCUGCACGCCGUGCCAGAGCUCUACUUCCAGAAAGUACGCAAGGAGGAGAUUUCUCGCCAGCUGCAGUACAUCUGCCUGUAUCUACUGCACAUCGCUGCAGCCUAUAUGUUGAAUUUGAGUCGUGUGGGUGUGGUGCUACUCUUCCUUCAGUACGUGUCAGAGCUGGGCUUUCACAUCGCCAGACUUUUCUACUUUACUGAUGAAAACCAUCAGAAAAUGUUCGACCUGUGGGCCGUCAGCUUUGUGUUUACACGCAUGGCCACUCUGACCCUGACGUUCCUGGCUGUUGGCUUUGGCUUAGCUCGUGCCGAGAACCAGGUGCUGGACUUGGAGAUGGGCAACUUCAACACGGUGCUGAUAAGGAUGACUGUUCUACUGCUGGUAUGUUUGACCCAAUCCUGGCUACUCUGGAAGUUUAUCCGCUUCCAGCUGAGGCGCUGGAGAGAGUUCAGGCAUGAACAGGCUGUCCGCAAGAAGGCCUCCACAAAACAACCCCUACGUCCUCUGAAGAGAGAUUCAUUUGGUCACCAUGAAAACGGAGUUCUUAAAGCUGAGAACGGAGCAUCUCCUCGGAUCAAAAAGCUCAAAUCCCCCUAAAAGUAGUGCUCUGACCUGAACAAUGGCCUUAGACCACACUAAGGUUUCUCAUCAGCACAACAGGGAAGAUGGCAGCCACUGGCCACCAGCCUUCUGGUUGAGCAUGUCCUGAUAUGUUGCAGGGACUCAGUUGCUACAGACUUAGGCUUGAAUGCUGAAAACGAAACCCAAGGAAAUCCCUCGAA
Betta splendens (Siamese fighting fish) is the source of this 1385-nucleotide messenger RNA. It is a transcript of the gene tram2, whose product is annotated as translocation associated membrane protein 2. The transcript is spliced from 11 exons. The record is from RefSeq and is a predicted model, not a curated record. NCBI's taxonomy places the organism in Eukaryota, Metazoa, Chordata, Actinopteri, Anabantiformes, Osphronemidae. Gene Ontology annotation, cellular component: endoplasmic reticulum membrane. The coding region runs from base 91 to 1200 and encodes 369 amino acids. Gene Ontology annotation, biological process: protein insertion into ER membrane; SRP-dependent cotranslational protein targeting to membrane, translocation.